Molecule: messenger RNA, 381 nt
Organism: Aspergillus ruber CBS 135680
Lineage: Eukaryota; Fungi; Ascomycota; Eurotiomycetes; Eurotiales; Aspergillaceae
Product: NADH-quinone oxidoreductase subunit A
Exons: 1
Coding region: 1-381 (126 amino acids)
Cellular component (GO): NADH dehydrogenase complex
Molecular function (GO): NADH dehydrogenase (ubiquinone) activity
Source: RefSeq, a predicted model, not a curated record
AUGACAACAACAACUUUUUUUUUAUUUUUAAUACCGAUUUUAGCUAUAAUAUUACUUGCAGUUAAUUUAAUACUUUCUCCACAUAACCCAUAUCAAGAGAAAGAUAGUGCUUUUGAAUGUGGUUUUCAUUCUUUCUUAGGACAGAAUAGAACACAAUUCAGUAUAUCUUUCUUUAUAUUUGCUUUAUUAUUCUUAUUAUUUGAUUUAGAAAUAUUAUUAGUUUACCCUUAUGUGGUAAGUGCAUAUACAAACGAAAUAUAUGGUUUAGUGAUUAUGUUAGUAUUUUUCCUUGUAUUAACUUUAGGUUUUGCUUUUGAGUUAGGAAAAAAUGCUUUAAAAAUCGAAAGUAGACAAACUUAUAGUUUUAAUUAUAAAUCUUGA